AUGACCGGUGCCUCGGAAGCGGACAGAAACUCAAAGGUUCUCACAUCCGCGGAGCGCAAUCACUCGAUGGUGGAUACCUUCGGGGCCGGGCCGAUCUCCAGUUCUAUUAACCCAGACAAUAUCGGCACCGACUUCCAGGAAAUCGUCUUUAGGAGCGAUCCGCCGACCGAGCUCAGAAACACGCAGAAGAAAGAGAUUGCCCAGAACCAGGAACUGCUAAAGGCGAAAGGAAAAAAAAACCAGGCAGUCGCCAAGAUCCGACAGAAGGGAUGGACGCUACAGACGAGGCCGAAAGAAAUCCAAGAGCGGCGACGAUACGACAAGUACGCCCGCAAGGCAGACACGCUGAGGAAGACGCUAUAUGACGGACGUCUGGCGCGGGCGAUCAACGAUUGGCACCAGACAAACGACUACGAGCAGAUUGAGCGGCAGCUGAACGGCAUCAAGCCCUCAGAGUUCCCCGCGCCGCCGCGGCUCCUCGAGUACCAGCUGCGUACGCGGGCGUCCGUUGCUCAGGCCUUCCCCGAAGCACGAACAGACAUCACAUGGCCCCUGUGCCUGUAG
Fonsecaea erecta is the source of this 564-nucleotide messenger RNA. RefSeq lists its product as hypothetical. Lineage: Eukaryota; Fungi; Ascomycota; Eurotiomycetes; Chaetothyriales; Herpotrichiellaceae. The coding region runs from base 1 to 564 and encodes 187 amino acids. The record is from RefSeq and is a predicted model, not a curated record. The transcript has 3 exons.